CUAAGUUCUCACGCUUGAGCUCUCAGUAGAGAAAAGCAAGAGAUGGCAAUAGCAACAGUGUCAAUAACAUUGUUGGUAAUGCUACUGUCAUCACACUCGGAAGUGGUGAAGCCAGUCUUGGCAACCCUUCCUGUUUUUGAAGCAGGAAGUAUUUCCACAAAAGCUAUUUCAGUGAAGGAAUCAAAAUCUACCUCUCCUAAGCCCUUGUUUAUCAUUUCCCCAACUAUAGGGGGAAAAUACCCUGUCUUCUUGUUUUUCCAUGGCACCUGCACUACCAAUUCUGUCUACAGAAGCCUCCUCGAGCAUAUUGCUUCCCAUGGAUACAUAGUUGUUGCUCCUCAGUUGUAUAAUUGCCCAGUUGUUAUUCCUACGAUAAGUGGAAAUGAAGAACUUAAUUACGCGGCAAACGUAGCGAACUGGUUACUCUUAGGCCUCAAGACUGUACUGCCGGAAAAUGUUGAAGGGAACCUCGACCAGCUUGCUGUUUCAGGCCACAGUAGAGGUGGUAAGACAGCUUUUGCACUUGCUCUUGGAUAUGCCAAAAUCCCCCUAGAAGUCACCAUUUCAGUACUUGUAGGCGUCGAUCCUGUUGCAGGGUUGAGUAAAGAAUGCCGUUGUGAUCCCAAAAUUCUCAAAUUUUUCCCCCACUCUUUUGACUUAUCGAUUCCUGUUACCGUAAUCGGCAGUGGGUUAGGUGAUCAGAAGUUUUUACUUUUUCCUCCUUGUGCUCCUAGUGAUUUGAACCAUAUGGAGUUCUACUUGGAAAGCAAGCCUCCUAUUGGUUAUUUUGUUGCUACAGACUAUGGUCAUAUGGACAUCUUAGAUGACUAUGAACCCAGAAUUAAUAUCUGCAAGGGGAAUCGUUCUAGAGAUCCCCUGAGGAGAACUGUUGGUGGGAUUAUUGUGGCGUUCUUGAAUGGUUAUUUUCGAUAUGAGACAAAGGACUACUUGACCAUUGCGAAUAACGCUUCUGUUGCUCCGGUAAAUCUUAGUCCUGCCAGGUUCAUCAACGAAACACAAGAAAGCUUGCUCAAUUUGGGAAAUUUUUACAGCUUGAAGUUUGAUCCUACCUGUCCUUUUGAUUGGAUUCCUGAUUGUCAUGCUAGUAGUAUGUAAAUUGGAUUUUUCUUAUCUCAAUCUAGGUAAGAAUUUUCCAUGAAAAUUAAUAGCCCUCUUGUAUGCAAUCGUCUUGACCUUUGGUGUAAGGUUUUAUAUAUGUAUAUGCGCACAUGUAUGCGCAUACGUAUGUAUAUCAAAUAGAAUAAAUAAGAGGCUUGUGCUUAUGUAUGCAUAUACUUACGUAUCUCUGUACGUACAACAAUAUAUCCAAUAAAGUGAGGGCUUAAUAUUA
Hevea brasiliensis (rubber tree) is the source of this 1351-nucleotide messenger RNA. Its product is annotated as chlorophyllase-1, chloroplastic. The record is from RefSeq and is a predicted model, not a curated record. Bases 43 to 1116 code for a protein of 357 amino acids. Gene Ontology annotation, biological process: chlorophyll catabolic process. Gene Ontology annotation, molecular function: chlorophyllase activity. Lineage: Eukaryota; Viridiplantae; Streptophyta; Magnoliopsida; Malpighiales; Euphorbiaceae. The transcript is spliced from 2 exons.